Molecule: messenger RNA, 1926 nt
Organism: Acanthaster planci (crown-of-thorns starfish)
Lineage: Eukaryota; Metazoa; Echinodermata; Asteroidea; Valvatida; Acanthasteridae
Product: CUB and sushi domain-containing protein 3-like
Source: RefSeq, a predicted model, not a curated record
AUGCCGUCCAUGUCAGCGCUAUUGUGCUGGUGGGUGUGGGUGGCUGGUUUGCUGGCUCUGAUUGGCCAGUCUUCCCUGGCAGCGAUCCCGUGUAACUCCACUGAGUCUCUCAGUAACGUCGCCUGCCACACAAACCAAACCAACGGCUUGGAGUACGUCGUUUGCGAGUGCUUGCCGGGUUAUGAGCUUCAAGGACCGACGUCAGUGACUGUGUGUCUCGAGACGGAGCAGGGCUGGGGCGAGACAGUUCCAAACUGCACAGACGGGAUAAAAUCAGUGGCUUAUCUAACGCACUCUGUCACUAAUGUCAUAGCAAUCCGAUGUCUGGCACCCGACUCGCCUGCAGGGAGCAUUGUCACUCCUGCGCACGAUAGUUACAUCUCGGGGGACACCAUCACCUACACCUGCCUUGAAGGAUUCAGUGGAGAUGAAGACCCCACGCGGCGAUGCCUGCCUGACGGAACAUGGUCAGAGACGAACUUCGGCUGCCUGCGUCAGACACCAAUCGAAUAUUUCGUCUGGGCAGACGGGGAACCGACCAAUGUCGAUACCGAGGAGUGUCUUCAUCUGAGCGCGCUGCCAGGUCACAGUGACUAUGAGUGGAAUGACAACAACUGUCAAAAGACUAUUGACAAUAGCAGAAUGAUGUAUUCGAUUUGUCAGUUUGGUGAAUUGGUACACGACAGUUUUUGGAAGGGUGGGUAUCCGGACUGCGAUCCUUCGUUUUCAGCUGGGGAGGAUGAAAAAUGUAUUCAGCUUAAUCUCGGUGAGCAGCAGAUGAACAACUGGCAGUGUACAUCCUGCGAGAAGCAGCAGAGACAUUACAUCUGUCGCACAGAUUCCAAGAAUAUCACAACCUGCGGAGAUCCAGGCGUGCCUCUACACGGCACGCGGCAUGGGACCGACAGUUUCAGAACCAGCGAUACCUUUCAAUUUACGUGCGAUGAAGGGUACAAACUCGCUGGGUCCGAGUUUAGAGAAUGUCUGGCCAACGGUACUUGGAGUGGCUCGCCAACUACAUGCAACGUAAUCUCGUGUGGAGAACCGGCGGCAAUAGAGGGCGGUAAUGUGACGGUGUUGUCGACCGAAUACCGAGGCGUGGCUAUUUUGUCCUGCAUGGAAGGAUAUGAGAUGGAGGGUGACCACAGGAUAUUUUGCCUGAGCAAUGGUUCAUGGACUCGAGGCGAUUCCAUCUGCAGACAUGUGGCACACACUACACAGUCUAUUCUUACCUCUAAGUACUCGACCAGCUCCGUGUAUCAGGAAGAAAGCACCCUUAGUCUUACACAGGAAACAAAUGCCACCACAGAACCGAAAUUAACCACGAGAGAUGCUGAACACAGUGUUCCGACGCUAACUGCCGAGGUCACAUCUCCAAACGGCGCUUUGACAGAUUCAACUAACGGCCAGUUUACCCCUAGUUCUGAAUUUAGCUCAUCCACAACAUCGGCAAACACAAAAUUGGCUAAUGACAAACCUUCGUCAGCUCCGUCGAAAGGUGACGAGACUGUGGUGCUUAUCAUAGUUAUCUGUUUACCAACGUUCCUGAUUCUUCUUGCGAGUGUUGUUCUCCUCGUCUUCUUCUGCAAAAACAAACGCUUUGCGACUAAGAUCCACCCAAUCAAAGAAGACCAAGUGAUUACCCCCCAUCUCAGUGAUGACGUCAUGAAGAACCAGCAAGCGCAAGAAGACGCAGAGUCGACUCGAUAUAAGACCGCUGUGUCUCGGUCCAUCUCGCCACCGAGAGGGGGUGUCCCAUCGAUGACAGCUCGACCCCUCCAUUUUCAAAAUAAUAAUAACAACACAAGUGCAACGCCAUCUACGAUGAUACUAAAGACAAAGGGUGGGAGUAAUGCGGGACGCGGUGCAGUCCCGGUAGCCUGGGAUGAAAAAGGCUAUCAAGGUUUUGAAGUAGACUAUAUCUAG